CCUACUGGACAGGUGUGAUUAUUGCAAUGACAAUACCUUGCUAUGGAGUAAUGUUUAGAUUAGGGAAAAUUGUGAUAGUGCACUCCCUCCCUCAUCUAAAAGCCAAGACGUCGGAUACAUUUACAUUUCUAUAUACGUCGUGUUUUCCAUAAGGAUAUGCAGAAUGGCAUGAAAGUAUAGCCUAUUCCAAAGGGCACCACUGUCACACAGGACCUCUGCUAAUAGCGGAGUCCUUCCUAGCUCCUUGAGUGAAGAUGGCGCAGGCACUAUCAGAGGAGGAGUUCCAUCGGAUGCAGGCUCAGCUUUUAGAGCUGAGGACACAGAACUACCAACUUUCUGAUGACCUGCGGAAGAACACAACUGAGCUGAAUGCUGUUCGUCUGAAGACUGUGACCUUAGAGAAGGAUUACAUCAAAGCACAGAAGGCUCUGAAUAAAAGCAAGAAAGCUCAGGAGGUGGAUGCCUUACUCAGUGAGAACGAGAUGCUGCAAGGCAAGCUGCACAGCCAAGAGGACGACUUCAGACUUCAAAACAGCACCCUGAUGCAGGAGCUGUCCAAGUUAUGUACUCAGAUAGAGGAGCUACAACAUGAAAUCAAAGAGCUAAAGGAUGGCAAGGGGCUGCAGGCUGAAUCCUCCGGUCCCAUCUCCAUCUCUGUGGAAGGAGAGUUACUGCGCCUCCAGGCAGAGAACACUGCCCUUCAGAAAAAGAUGACGGCCCUUCAGGAGCGCCAUGAGAGUGAGAUAAAGAGCCCGAUGGGUGCGGAGGUCAGUGAAACCAAAGCCUCAGAGACCGACGGCCCGGCUGACACCAACGGUGUCCAGUUGCACUCUGACGUCAGUGAGAGCAGGGAGGACUCUGCAGCCGGAACCAAUGACAGACUGGAACAGGCAGAGGCAAAGUGUGCCAAACUGGAACAGCGAGUGACUGAGCUAAGCGGACCUGCAGUGAGGACCACCGGGCUAGUUAUGAAACAGGAUGCUCUUAGGUGGUCAGCACUGUGUCCAAAUCCAAUAAUGCAAUGCUUUGGGCCAGAGGUGGAGCUGCAGCUGCACACUGAGGUGGAGGAGAAGCGCCUACUGAAGGAGCAGCUCCAAACACUAGAGUCAUCCAAACAGGCAGACAUCACUCAACUUCAAGAAGAAAUAGCAAAGCUCUCUGAUAAAUUGAAGAAAAAACAAGACAGCUUUCUGCGUUCGCAAGGUGAAAAAGAGGCCCUUUAUAAUGACAGCAGGACCAAAAUUGAUGAGAUUCAACAGAGGAAGGAGGAGGAGUUGAAGUCAUUGAACAUCCGCAUCCAGAAGUUACAGGGAGAUCUGCUGUCAGCCAACCAGAGUGUUGGAGAGAUGAAGGAGCAGCUACAGAGCCGGCAGAAGGAGCAUGAGUUAGUUCUACACACACUCAGAGAUCAGAUAGCGUGUCAGAGUGCUGUGAGUCAGGAGCAGGUGGAGAGUAUCCUGACUGAGAACGAUGCUCUCAGGACUAACCUAGUCGCUCUGGAACAGAUUCAGACAGUGAAGACUCAGGAGAUGAACCUUUUGCGUGACCAAAACAUGGCUCUGAACGUUGAGCUGCAGCAGAGACGGACAGAGCAGGAGAGCUUCCUGGCGCAUAGAGAUGACCUUAACUCUCAGCUACAGGAGGUGAACCGUGCCAACAGCAGACUGUUGGAACAGCUGACUGAAUUGGACCAAUGGAAAGACCGACUACAGCAAGAGCUGGAGGAGGCUAAAAAGACAGCUGACAAGCGGAAGGCCAUGCUGGAUGAACUGGCCAUGGAGAUAAUCACAGAGAAGUCCCGGCACAAGGAGGAGCUGAGCGACGUGCGUCUGCAGCAUGAGAAGGAGGUGCUGGGGGUGCGGGCGCGCUACGAGAAGGAGCUGAGGGGUCUCCACGAGGACAAGAACCGCACAGAGGAGGAGAUCCGCUCACAGCUCCGAGACGAGAAGGCUCGCAAUAAGGAGCUGGAGGGUCUGCAGCAGUGUGUGGAGGAGCUGCAGGCCCAUGUCCAGUCCAUGGAGGACACGAAGGGCUGGUUUGAAUGCAGACUCAAAGAUGCUGAGGAGAGCAUGGAGAAGAGCCGUCUGGAGCACCAGGAGAGCACGGAGAAGCUGCAGAAAGACCACUCUCUCCAACUGGAGGGAAAGGCAUCUGAUAUAGAUGGUUUGAACCUGCAGUUGACAGAGGUAGAGAAGGAAAGGGAUGUGCACAUUGAAACCAUUGGAAAACUGAAGCAGGAGAUUAAAGACACGGUGGAUGGCCAGAGGAUCCUGGAGAAGAAAGGUAGUUCAGCACUGAAAGACUUGAAGAGGCAGCUACAGCUGGAGAGGAAGAGAGCUGAUAAACUCCAGGAGCGGCUCCAGGAGAUCCUCACCAACACUAAGACCAGGACAGGCCUGGAGGAGCUGGUGUUGUCAGAGAUCAGCUCUCCUAGUCCUAAGCAGCAGAGGGGAGAUAGCAGCAGUGUCUCGUCCUUCAGCUACGGGGAGAUCAUGAAGGAGGGAGCCACAUCACAGAGCAUCAACAAGUCCGCCAGCGGCAGCCCCCAGUCCCAGCGGCCUGCUGACCUGUCUGAUGAUGAGGUUGGGGAGCUGUUCCAGAGGCUGGCUGAGGUGCAGCAGGAGAAGUGGAUGUUGGAGGAGAAGGUGAAACACCUAGAGGUCAGCUGCUCCUCCAUGGCUGAUGACAUCUGUAAGAAGAGUGCUAUCAUCGAGACCUAUGUCAUGGACAGCAGGAUAGCACAUGGUACACAUGGUGUGACGGCGGUGGGCCAUCACGUGGGCCAGGUGGGGGGACAUGGUCAUGGCUUGGGCUCUGUGCUCAGGGACCUGGUGAAGCCUGGGGACGAGAACCUGCGGGAGAUGAACAAGAAGCUGCAGAACAUGCUGGAGGAACAGCUGACCAAGAACAUGCAUCUGCAGAAGGACCUUGAACUUCUGUCUCAGGAGAUUGUCCGUUUAAGUAAAGACUCAAGUCCUGGAGCUGGCUCAGCUACGGGCUAAAAGACUGGAACAAGUCCCUCUCUGCACUCUCUCAUCACCUGUUUCUGUGGCCAACAAGAGGACAUUACCUAACUGACUGACUGAACCUCUGGCUGGGAACACAGAUGAAAGGAGAGGGAUAGAGGGGGGUAGGAAGGGGUUAGUUCUCGUGAAACUGCUUUACUACUGAAUGUACUUACUGUAACAUGUCUUGGUUCUUUCUGUGGUAUUGUGACCUGACUUCUGUCUGUCUGCACUCUCUGCCUCCCCACUCUGGUGUGAUCUGAAGAAUGGCAGAAUUCAACAAUGUCAGGAUGCCAGGACACAGUGCUUUACUGGUUCACGACUUCAAGAGAUGAUUUAAUGUUGCGAAUAACAAGAGAUAUUCUGCUUACUCAUACAGAUGCUUAAGCUUUUGUUUUGCCUGUACUCGUAUUCAUUCCUUUAUACUUUCAACUCAACAACUCUUGUUUUUGUUUGUAUAAAUCCUGUAUAUAUGAAUAUGAAAAAUCAACUGUAGUAAUUUAACUGUUCUCAGAGUAAUAAGUAUUGUAUAUGAGCCAAAAUGAUUGUAAAAGAUUUAUGUCCGUCAUACAUUCUAGAUGCUGAAAUGUCAAGUUUGAGUAUCCUAAAGCCAGUAGUAAAAAAACAAAAACCUCAAUAACAUGCAUAGUAUUGAGGACUGGACCAAACCACCACUGUUUCUUGGGGAAUGGACAAAACCACUCCUAUCUCUGGGGCGCUGGACCAAACCACCCCUGUGUCCACUCACUGGAUUAGAUCUCUGUGCUCGUUUCCUUUUAAUCUGCACCAGGCACCAGUCCCGUGACUGCAGCAGAAGCACGGAGAAGGCCUUGGCAGCUCAGCAUCUGGUGUCAACAUGAAUAUGAUGUCCAACUCCAGAAACUGGCUGGAUGCCUGAUUUGUGGCCUGCUUUCAAAAUGUCACUUUGGCUACUUUCUCUAUCCCCAAUUAAGACUCCAGGUGUGGUUAGAGUUGCAGGUUUAAUUCUGGCUUAACUCCACUUUGAUAUUUUGUGAAAAUAUUAGAUUCCAAAUAAAUGAGGAAGCAGAGGAUUCUCUGUGAUGAGAAGAUGAAUUUUGAUAACUCAUCUCCCCCUGGCUGAGGUCUAACAACAGUGUGAGUUGUUUGAGUUAAACUCUUCCUUCACUCUGGCAAAGCUCAUCAGUGUGCUCUCUGAGUUCAACAUGGACAGGAAACUCAUCACCAAUAUUUAUUAUCUGGCAUCAAUACCUGGCCAUUACUGUGUGUCAGAAGAACUGGCCCCAUGCCCUGUAGGGAUGGCCAGGAUGAGGGAAGCAUGGAUCAUGUGCCUCCUAUAUUUACAUUUAAGUCAUUUAGCAGACGCUCUUAUCCAGAGCGACUUACAAAUUGGUGCAUUCACCUUAUGAUAUCCAGUGGAACAACCACUUUACAAUAGUGCAUCUAAAUCUUUUAAGGGGGGUUAGAAGGAUUACUUUAUCCUAUCCCAGGUAUUCCUUAAAGAGGUGGGGUUUCAGGUGUCUCCGGAAGGUGGUGAUUGACUCCGCUGUCCUGGCGUCGUGAGGGAGCUUGUUCCACCAUUGGGGUGCCAGAGCAGCGAACAGUUUUGACUGGGCUGAGCGGGAACUGUGCUUCCUCCUCUAUUUCACCUGUCUUUGACUCACUUAGCAAAUGUCUUAUUUUAAAUGACUUCUCAACAUGACUGAACAGCAGUAGCUGGGCAGAUCAGGUCGUAUAACACAGUGUGGUCUAACACAGAGUGCAUACCUACCUGUGUUAGCCUUUUAUACUUUGAGACGUGUUUCCCUUAUCUGAGAAUGUAUGCACUUCAGGCCUCCGUGAACACUUGUUUAGGAACGAACUGAUAGGUCAUUGGAAGCCCCCCCCCCCCCCAAGAAUGUCUUCUCUUAUGUACAAGUAAGGCUGGUCGAUAUAUCAAAUGAAUAUGAUAUAUUCAAAUAUAUUUUUUGGCGCGAUGUUUCAAAUGCCUGUAUCACAAGAAUCUAGGUUAUUUUAUUUAAAUUUUUAUGAGCGUUUGAUGUAUUUUUGGUCUCUUCUCACUCCAGACACCAAGCCCCUCCCCCUCCACUCACAACAAAGAUGCAAGAUAACUUGUUCAUCUCUUACCCUUUACAGACAGACUACGGUAUGUUGCUUGUUAAAAAAAAAAUCUGGUAAUGUUUUUUUAGAGCCAAAUUCAUACAGUCCAAUUUUUGCCACGUUCUUGCCGGGAUAAGCCUUUUAUACCUCCCGUGCACAUGCCGGCAAGAUUAGGAGUUUUUGGCAGGUCCUAAGAUACAUAAGACUAAUAAAAUAUGUUUUCAAAAGCAUACAAUGGCAUAUUUUGAGUUGAAAUUAUGUUACUGGUCUGUGCAGCCUAUAUUCUAAAUGGCUACGCCAUGCACAUGAAACCAAUAGUGAUUUUGUUCCUUAAACAGACAAGACACACUUACUAGGCUACCCUGAUCAGUCAACACACAUAUACAGUAUUUUAGAAUAGGCUAAGAAUAUCAUUAAAUAUAACAGUAUAAAAUACAAUUCAUUUUUUCCCCAAACAAUUUGCAUCACAUCGUGUGGAUCUGCUGUCAUCUAAAAAAAAAAGGUGAUAUUUUGUAAGGAGAGGCCAAGGUAAGCACAUGCUUUUAUUUUAAUCCACGUUUCAUCUCUUUCCUACCCUCACUCUGCUUUGUUAGGGAGCAAGCAUAGGGUCUUACUCUCAAUGCAUCUUCAUCGUGAUACCAAUAGAAAAUAAUACCAAUCUAUAUUUCCUUUAUUUUUUGUAUUUAAAAAAAAACUACCCCUUUUUGUCCCCAAUUUCGUGAUUCAAUUGGUAGUUACAGUCUUGUCUCAUCGCUGCAACUCCCGUACGGACUCGGGAGAGGUGAAGGUCGAGAGCCAUGGUCCUCCGAAACACAACCCAACACACUGCUUCUUGACACAACGUCUGCUUAACCCAGAAGCCAGCCACGCCAAUGUGUCGGGGGAAACACCGUACACCUGGCGACCGUGUCAGCGUGCAUGCGCCCAGCCUGCCACAGGAGUCACUAGAGGGCGAUGGGACAAGCACAUCCCUGCCGGCAAACCCUCCCCUAACCCGGACUAUGCUGGGCCAAUUGUGUGCCGCCCCAUGGGUCUCGCCGCCUGGACUCGAACCAGGAUCUCUAGUUGCUCAGUUAGCAACUGCGAUGCAGUGCCUUAGACCACUGCGCCACUCGGGAGGCAAUCUAUAUUUUCAAAAGCUUGUUAGUCUCGUGUUUUAUAUUUCACAACCUCCGCAGGCUUUUGAGGUUGCCGAUUCUCGAUCAAGCAAAAUAAUGUAUUUUCGUCAGUCAGUGAUAUUUAUUCCCACAGUAAAUGUCCUGUGUGGCUCAGUUGGUAGAGCAUGGUGCCUGUAACGGCAUGGUUGUGGGUUUGAUUCCCACGGGGGACCAGUACGGAAAAAUGUUUUUAAAAAUCUAGAGAGAUCGUGUAUGUCGCUCUGCAAAAAGUUUGCGGGAUGCUAAAGUUUGCAGAAAAACAUCUUUUGAAAGGUGUAUUUGACAACAAGCCAUCUGUGGUACUGUGUUGUGUGACAAAACUGCACAGUUUAGAGUGGCUUUUUAUUGUCUCCAGCACAAGUUGCACCGGUGUAAUAAUCAUGCUUCUUGGAUUAAUUGUCUUGGCAAAGGAGAAAUGCUCACCAACAGGGAUGUAAACAAAUUUGUGGCCAAAAUUUGAGAGAAAUAUGUUUUUGGUGCGUAUGAACAUUUUUGGGGAUCUUUUAUUUCUGCUCAUGAAACAUGGGGCCAACACUUUACAUGUUGAGUUUAUAUUUUUGUUCAGUAAAUAAAGAUUAGCUGGCUACUCACUAGCACGUGGGCUUGUGCUUGAGAGAUUGUUUAUGAGACCUGUGUUCAUUUUCUGUAAUGCCUGCUACAAGAAGUUGGUCAUUGGUGGAUGUGAUUUGUUCUGGUUAAAUAUGUGUCCAAAAAAUUCUCCCAAAACAUGUUAAUUGACAGACAUGAAAGCCAGGUCAGUGAUUAUUGCAAAAAUGCUGGUUAAACUAUUAGUGGGUUUUAUGGUUGUGGAAGGCUUAUAUUUAGCCUAGGUAUAAUUUUUAAAGCCCUGAAUUCAUUAGAUUAUUCCAGACUUUUUGAAAUGGAGUGUAUUGACAUUUAAUUGUGCAGCAACGCUUAUUUAGCAAAAAAUGUUUUUAAAAAUCUAGAGAGAUCGUGAAUCGCCCAUAAAUUAGGAAAAAAAUAGAUGAUUUUUAGGCCAUAUUGCCCAGCCCUAUAAUACAAGGCUUAUCGCAUAUCUGUCUGAAAUCAAGAAGGAUAUACAGUAAUUGUAUGUCAUUAGUUCAUUUGUCAUUUAACAUUUUAAAAUUCUGAAUUUAUUUAUACCUGUAAUCUAUUUGUAAUGCUAACAUUAAUUUUAUACAGUAAAAUACCCCUACAUAGGCAUGUUCAGAAGAUGUGUUCAGGAACAUUCUUUAAACGCCCAGUCACCCAUUGAAGACAUUUCAAUAGAUUAAAGAUUGUGUGCUUUAUUUAAAUAGUCUUGUCCACUUAUACAUUUACUUUAAGUGUUUGAACUGCCAAACUCGGCUGCAGCAAAGUCCUCAUAAAUAAUAACAGUACUCAACAGCUUGCCCAGUGGACUAUUCAUUUCUUUAAGAUUAAUGUAUUUAUCAACUGUCAAUAAAAAUGUCUAAAAUGUA
This is a messenger RNA of Salmo salar (Atlantic salmon), 7683 nucleotides long. Its product is annotated as GRIP1-associated protein 1. The record is from RefSeq and is a predicted model, not a curated record. Gene Ontology annotation, biological process: regulation of recycling endosome localization within postsynapse; regulation of modification of synaptic structure; neurotransmitter receptor transport, endosome to postsynaptic membrane. Gene Ontology annotation, cellular component: postsynaptic recycling endosome; extrinsic component of postsynaptic early endosome membrane; glutamatergic synapse. Lineage: Eukaryota; Metazoa; Chordata; Actinopteri; Salmoniformes; Salmonidae.